This is a messenger RNA of Diaporthe batatas, 2973 nucleotides long. Its product is annotated as cleavage polyadenylation factor subunit YSH1. Gene Ontology annotation, biological process: mRNA 3'-end processing by stem-loop binding and cleavage. The transcript has 4 exons. The record is from RefSeq and is a predicted model, not a curated record. NCBI's taxonomy places the organism in Eukaryota, Fungi, Ascomycota, Sordariomycetes, Diaporthales, Diaporthaceae. The coding region runs from base 266 to 2791 and encodes 841 amino acids. Gene Ontology annotation, molecular function: RNA endonuclease activity; RNA binding; 5'-3' exonuclease activity. Gene Ontology annotation, cellular component: mRNA cleavage and polyadenylation specificity factor complex.
GGACUAGAGACCUUUUCACCAGCCGACUCUCCCUUUCUCUCUCAUUCCAGUAACAUUUGUAGAGCCUUCCAGGUCCUUUUGGACCAAUCCAAAGCAACAGAUUAACCGAUUGUCACAGGUAAUCAUUCAAAAAAGACAUGAUCCCAAAUUUAAUCGGGAAUACGUCUUGAGUGGUUCCAAGUCGAUGCCAGUCAGAGGGUGGAUUGCUGCUGGCCCUCAGCCCAUCUCCCUCGGAGCAGGUUCUUGUUAGGAAAGACCCAUCAUCAUGGCGUCCAAGCGCAAAGCCUCGGCGAUGGCCAAUGCAGCUGCCGAGGAGCCUGUUGACCCAGCCGAUGAGCUCAAGUUUCUCUGCCUGGGUGGAGGAAAUGAAGUCGGCCGGUCCUGCCAUAUCAUCCAGUACAAGGGCAAAACUGUCAUGCUUGACGCCGGGCAGCAUCCAGCGUACGAUGGGCUUUCUGCGCUGCCGUUCUUCGAUAUCUUCGAUCUGAGCACCGUGGACGUACUCCUCAUCAGCCAUUUCCACGUGGACCAUGCUGCCUCGUUGCCAUAUGUCCUCGCCAAGACCAACUUCAAGGGCCGGGUGUUCAUGACACACCCCACAAAGGCAAUUUACAGAUGGCUCAUCCAAGACAGCGUGCGCGUCGGCAACGCGUCGUCCAACGAGUCCUCGCAGCCGGUGUAUACCGAGCAAGACCACGCGAAUACCUUUCCCAUGAUCGAGGCUAUCGAUUACUAUACUACUCAUACCAUAUCCUCCAUCCGAAUCACACCUUACCCGGCAGGUCACGUCCUGGGCGCUGCCAUGUUCCUCAUCGAAAUUGCGGGGCUCAACAUCUUUUUCACUGGCGACUAUUCAAGAGAGCACGAUCGACAUCUUGUCUCGGCCGAAGUCCCACGAGGCGUCAAGAUUGACGUACUGAUCACCGAGUCCACGUACGGUGUGGCCUCACACGUGCCGCGUCUCGAGAGAGAACAGGCCCUGAUGAAGUCCAUCACGGGCAUUCUGAACCGCGGUGGGCGCGCCUUGCUGCCGGUAUUCGCGCUCGGCCGGGCCCAAGAAUUGCUUUUGAUUCUUGACGAGUACUGGGCCAAGCAUCCCGAGUUUCAGAAGAUCCCUAUAUACUAUGCCAGUAACCUGGCCCGGAAGUGCAUGGUGGUAUACCAGACAUACAUUGGAGCCAUGAAUGACAACAUCAAGCGCCUGUUCAGAGAACGCAUGGCUGAGGCUGAGGUGACUGGGGAUGGAGCGGGCAAGGGCGGCCCAUGGGAUUUCAAGUACAUCCGGUCACUGAAGAGCCUUGACCGUUUCGAAGAUGUCGGCAGUUGUGUUAUGCUUGCCAGUCCUGGUAUGCUCCAAAGUGGUGUGAGCAGAGAACUCCUCGAGAGGUGGGCUCCGAGCGAUAAGAAUGGUGUCAUUAUCACCGGCUACAGCGUCGAGGGCACCAUGGCCAGGCAUAUAAUGCAGGAGCCCGAGCAGAUUCAGGCUGUCGUCACCAGGAAUGCCGCCGCCGCUCGCAGGGCUCCUGGAGGUGACGCAGAGAAGGUGAUGAUUCCACGGAGAUGCAGUGUCCAGGAGUACUCUUUUGCUGCGCAUGUCGACGGCAACGAGAACAGGGAGUUUAUCGAGGAGGUUGCCGCACCAGUGGUGAUCCUUGUGCACGGAGAACAGCACAACAUGAUGCGCCUGAAAUCCAAACUUCUUUCUCUCAACAGCAAUAAAACCGUCAAGGUUAAGGUCUACAGCCCCAAGAAUAUGGAUGAGCUCCGCAUCCCGUUCAAGCAGGACAAGAUCGCCAAGGUUGUCGGAAAACUCGCGUCGAUUCCCCCACCCACUCAACUCCCAACUCCCGAGGACGAUACCCAGCUUGUCACAGGUGUCCUUGUUCAGAACGAUUUCAAGCUAUCGUUGAUGGCCCCAGAGGACCUACGAGAGUACGCCGGUCUCACCACCACAACCAUGACUUGCAAGGAGCGAAUCCGUCUCAGCGCGGCGGGCAUCGAUUUAAUCAAGUGGGGUCUCGAGGGCACGUUUGGCAAGAUCGAGGAGCUACCAGAGAUGAAGCAUGAUUCGGAGAAGAGCAACGGCGAUUCCUCCAAUGGUGACUUUGAGCCUGCCGACGAGGAAAUCAAUCAGGUCGUUGCAGCCUACCGUGUCAUGGGCUGUGUGGCAGUCCGCUACCGUAGUAACGGCGAGGUUGAGCUGGAGUGGGAAGGCAACCUGUUGAACGAUGGCAUUGCAGACUCCGUUCUCAGCGUCCUGUUGUCAGUCGAGAGCAGCCCGGCAGCCGUCAAGCGGUCCGCGCAGAAACACUCCCACUCGCAUGACCAUGACCACGCCGAGCUCCCACCGCGCAAUCCACACGCCAACCUAACACCCGAAGAGCGCCUUGAGCGGCUGUUCAUGUUCCUCGAGGCCCAGUUUGGAGCAGACAACGUGUCGCCCAUCGAGGAGCCAAAGCUUCCCCCGUUGCCCAAGGACACGAAGAAGAAGGAGCUCACGGGGGCCGGCGGCGGGGACGCCUCCAUGAAGGAUGCUCCGGAUGGCGAGGGCAAGGAGGAGGAGGACGAGGACGACGAAGAAAGGGAGAUCGAGGCGCGCAAGAAGGCGGAGCUAGAGCGGCUUCACCGACUCGGCAUUCCCGUCCCCGGCGUGGCGAUCAAGGUCGAUAAGAUGGCAGCAAAGGUCUGGUUGGAGGAUCUGGAGGUGGAGUGCGGUCACAAGGCGUUUGCAGAUCGCGUGCGUAGUGUGGUCGACCGCGCUAUCGAGAUCACCGCACCGCUGUGGGCUUAGGCAGACAGCAGCGCAGGAGAAGGCCUGAUAUUAUACCGAGUCUUCAAGUACGGGGAACGAUCCAACGCCCCGCCCGCCCCAUAUACGAAAGAAGACCAUGAACCCGAAAAAGUCCUGGCGGAAACAGAGUAGGCAUCAGAGUACUAUGACACAGGUAGAAUGCAGUCAAAAUCUCUACGCGG